Colossoma macropomum (tambaqui) is the source of this 1427-nucleotide messenger RNA. RefSeq names its product methylmalonyl CoA epimerase (gene mcee). Gene Ontology annotation, molecular function: methylmalonyl-CoA epimerase activity. Gene Ontology annotation, cellular component: mitochondrion. The coding region runs from base 16 to 543 and encodes 175 amino acids. Lineage: Eukaryota; Metazoa; Chordata; Actinopteri; Characiformes; Serrasalmidae. Gene Ontology annotation, biological process: L-methylmalonyl-CoA metabolic process. The transcript is spliced from 3 exons. The record is from RefSeq and is a predicted model, not a curated record.
UUUGAAUAUAGAGAAAUGGCGGCCUCUAUGCUGAAGGUUGCAGUGACACGUCUGUCGAGAUGUGCCCAGCACUGCUCUCCAGCAGUUCGGAUGUUCUCUUCAUCCUCACCCCUUAUCCAGGGUGUUCCAGCAGCACUGUGGAAGUUGGGCAGGCUGAACCAUGUGGCCAUCGCAGUCCCUGACCUGCAGAAGGCAACGGCUCUGUACCGUGAUGUGCUCGGCGCCCACGUAAGCGCCGUCGUGCCGUUACCCGAGCACGGGGUUUACACAGUGUUUGUGGAGUUGGGCAACACAAAACUGGAGCUUUUGCAUCCUCUGGGUGAGAAAAGUCCAAUCGCAGGAUUCCUGCAGAAGAACAAAUCUGGAGGAAUGCACCACAUCUGCAUUGAGGUUGAUGAUAUAAACGCAGCAAUAGUGGAUUUGAAGGCAAAGAACAUCAGGCUGCUCUCACCAGAGCCACGGAUAGGAGCUCAUGGAAAACCUGUGAUGUUUCUCCACCCUAAAGACUGCGACGGUGUUCUCGUGGAAAUAGAGCAAGCAUAGAGUCGACACACAUACCUCUCAAAGGCAAACGCUCUGCUAGAGAGGGAUAUUCCUUUAUAAGCUGCUUCUGAGGGAGGAGAGUGAAGAUAAGGUGAAGGUUAAGGUUCUUUCAUAUAGUGUGUGAUUUUUUGUGAUUAUGCACUGUUAUGUUAAAAUGUUAAAAUUACAUGAUUGUAAUGUUACAAUAAAUGAAUCUGCUUUCUAUGAAAACACUAACAGAAAGAAGCUUGUAAAAUCUAUACAUUUUUCAAUAAAGUGGCAAUGAAGACAUUUUAGAUUUUGCAGAAGUGUUUGUAAAAUGGUACUAACAUUGGGUUUAAUUGAAGAUAUAAGCAGACUUUUGGUCGCCCGUGGUCAAAUGACAUGUUUUGUUGAUUUUCUAUGUGAAAAUAAGUUAAAACGUCUUCUACAGAGAACACAGUUCUGCACAUAUUAAUGCAACGUUUGCUAAAUUUAACAUAUUGGAAAAAAGAAGACAUAAAAUGCCUGUGCAGACACUAUGGCACAUUUAAUAUUUUAUGAUUUAUUUUAUUCAAUAUGUUAAACUCAGCAAAUAAAUUGAAACUGUGCACUAAAACUGGUAGAAAAAUCCUGUGUUUAAGUGUGUUCUCUGAGCGGAAAUAUUUACUCAUUUUCACUUCGAUAAUCAACAAAACUAAUCUGACUAAUUACUCUAACUGACGAUGCUCAAACUUUUGCAUACGGCUGGACCAAUUAAUCUGUUCUUACAGCCAUUAUGAAUGUAGCUUAAAUGCUGAAUUUGUUACCUAGUAAUGAUGGUUUCAGUUACUGAUGUACUGCAGAUGUUAUCAUGCUUCCAUGUUGUAUGUUAUGAUGCAGAUUCAUAUACUUUGAACAUGCAUAUUAAAAAGGAAUUCGACUCA